AUGGGUGCUAACGACCGGGGCAAAACCUACAUCACAGUCAGUGCUGUGCUCGUCGCGCUGUCCACGGUUGUUGUUGGGUUUCGCAUCGUUGCGCGAUGGAUGAGAACCACCUUGGGACUGGAUGACUAUGUCAUCUGUGUGUCGAUUAUUCUUGCCUAUAGCAUGCUGGGGGAGGCGGUCUUUUGGGCCCGAGAUGGCGGGCUAGGAAAGCACAUGGACGAGCUGAAAUCACAGUGUUUCUUCGCCAACGAGAUCUCCUAUACGCUCCUCAUCCCCUCGAUCAAAAUCUCCAUUCUCCUGCUCUAUCGCCGAAUCUUCACCGUUCGCAAGUUCCGAAUCGCGAGCCUCAUCACCGGUGGCCUAGUCCUAUCAUGGUGUCUCGCUGUCUUGAUUACCGUCUUUCUUCAAUGUCGCCCGAUUGCCCUGAACUGGAACAAGACCUUAGAGGGAACCUGCAUCGACCCGAAAAAGUUUUUCUUCGGCAAUGCGAUAUCCAAUCUCCUCAUCGAUGUGGUUAUCCUCGCGUUACCGAUCCCGAUGGUUCUACAGCUCCAGCUACGUUUGACCCAGAAGCUCACUAUUCUGGGCAUAUUCCUUCUGGGUGGAUUGUACGAUCCCAUACUACGUUUGUGGAAGAUGAAAGCUUAUGAAUCCAGUGUCUGUGUCGCGAGCGUUAUGCGAGUCGUUACCCUCGAUAUUUUCGAAACGAUGGAUACCUCAUACUCCGUGAUGGAAGCCGCGACCUGGACCUUCGUCGAGCCCUGCGUCGGAAUCAUCUGCGCGUGUUUACCGACCCUUCGACCGCUGCUACGGACCCUAUGCUGUUCCUUCUCGUGGAGCACGGAUCAUUCCGACGGUCCGCCGGCAAACUAUAGGAUGCACAGAAUAUCCAGCGCGGCAAAGAAUGACUCGGCGGGUAGGAGCGACAGGGAAUGGGACCAUAAGCGAUUUGGAGAUGAGUUCGCAUUAAUGGGAGGGAACACGAAAGUAACUGUCAAUGGAGAUGAUGCUUCUUAG
Aspergillus bombycis is the source of this 1017-nucleotide messenger RNA. RefSeq lists its product as uncharacterized. The record is from RefSeq and is a predicted model, not a curated record. Bases 1 to 1017 code for a protein of 338 amino acids. The transcript is spliced from 4 exons. NCBI's taxonomy places the organism in Eukaryota, Fungi, Ascomycota, Eurotiomycetes, Eurotiales, Aspergillaceae.